Racocetra persica is the source of this 611-nucleotide messenger RNA. The record is from the annotation of a GenBank genome assembly. NCBI's taxonomy places the organism in Eukaryota, Fungi, Glomeromycota, Glomeromycetes, Diversisporales, Gigasporaceae.
AUGGUACAAAAGUGGAUUUAAUUGCCAAACUAAAAAAUUACUGGAAAGACAGUGAUAAGAAGUACAAUAAUAGACAGAAAGGAAAAAGCAAGUUAGUUGAAACUGAUAUUGAAAAUAAUAGAGAUGAUGAAUUUUUGUCAUUUAUGAAAAAUAAGUUGGAGGAAAAGAUCAAAUCCAAACUUGAAAGCUCACUAGCAUCGAUACUAAAUAGAAGUCUGCAGUGUUGGGCAUCUCAAUAUAAAAAUUUUCAAGAUAAACUUAGCAAAGCAAUACAGGAAGAAUCGAUUGAAAAAGUACAAGAAGCCUACAAUGUAUUAAAAAUAAGGGUAUUUAUCUUGAGAACUGCAGAGGAUAAGAGAUGGAGAGUGGCAUCGAAUAUCCCAAAACCAGUAUCUACAGUGAAGGAUGAGCUUUACAAUAUGUUAAUAGAAGCUAGAAAACAAGCAAAACCAAAGAAAUACAAACCUUUUCAAGGCUUUGGAGGUAGAUAUAGCAAAGGGGAAUAUAUAAUGAAAGGGACAAGCGCACAAUAUUUUGCUCUAUACUCUUCAGUACAAAAAACCUGGUCUAAUAGAUUUGAACAGCAUCCAUACCAAGAGGGACUAAACUAG